Molecule: messenger RNA, 1273 nt
Organism: Lactuca virosa
Lineage: Eukaryota; Viridiplantae; Streptophyta; Magnoliopsida; Asterales; Asteraceae
Source: the annotation of a GenBank genome assembly
GAAUACUAAAUUGCUUGAUAGCCAACUACCACAAGUCCACAAUCACAUGAAACCAGGAUUAUGUUGGGCCCAACAUCCGAACCAAUUCCAAUCGCCCUUUCUUUCCAAGAUUUCCGAUUUUCCCUAAAUUCAAUCUCAGAUCGAUUCACCUUUUAAUCUACAAAUCACCACACCAACAUCAUGGCUUCCGCGAUCUUCAAUCAUCCAUAUUUAUCUCACCCUUCAUCGUCAUCCUCAAUAUCACCCAAAUUUUUUAGAAAACCCCCCAUUUAUGCUUCUCUCUCCACGUCUCAGAUUUCAUGCUCUAAAACCCCAACCGUUCGUUCUUUAACGUGGGUUCCUCAUAUUGGUUUAACUCCAUUUUCUUCUUGGAAUGGCCUCAGGACAAAUGGGUUAUCAAUCUCACUUCAAUCCUUGAAAUUAGAAAAGAGAAAGAAAUGUACGGGGAAGGGCGUUUUUGCAUCUUUAUUUGGAGUUGGAGCUCCUGAAGCUUUAGUGAUUGGAGUUGUGGCUUUGUUGGUUUUUGGCCCUAAAGGUCUUGCUGAGGUUGCUAAAACUUUGGGAAAAACUCUGCGUUCAUUUCAACCAACAAUAAGGGAACUACAGGAAGUUUCACGGGAAUUCAAGAGCACCCUUGAAAAGGAAAUCGGUCUUGAUGAGCUUAAAAAUCCUUUACAAGGAAAUUACACUUCCACCACACAGACCCAAAUUCCUCCUGAUACCCUUCAGAAUUCUCAGUUAACAGCAACACCACCUGCCACCACCACCACCACCACCGAUGAUGAUUCUCCAGCAACCACAACUACCCCAGAAGAUCCUCAGGCAACAGCGACAACCACCCCAGAUGUCAGUCUGGAAGAUUCCGGUGACACAACAGCAACUCCGGCUGUCACCAUGGAGGAGGAUUCUCAGCCUACAGUCGACACUACAAAUGGGUCUCCUUCAAGCAGAGUGUAUACGAGUGAAGAGCUGUUGAAGAUCACAGAAGAGCAGCUGAAAGCAGUUGCUUCACAACAGCAGAAAGAGGAGCCACCAGUGAAACCUGAAAGUGAGAUGUGAAGAAGUUAAAAGGAAAUACGGUUUUUGAUCAUAAAAUCACAUUGAGAGAGAGAGAGAGAGAGAUUUUAUAGUGCCACGUAAGUUCUACAAUAGGUUGUGAGUUCAAGUGUCUUUUGGGAUAUGUUGGUGUGUGAGUUUUAUGUGCUCAAAAAAGUUAGGAACUUGGUAGGUUAAAACAAGUGUAAGAUUUUGUACUUUGUUGUACAUUUAGCUG